GUGAUUCAACCCUGGAACACAUCUUUGUGCUUGUAUCAUGCAGUGACAAGAAUAUCAUUUUUGGUGCUGUCUACAUCCCUCCUGCUUCUCCUUUAUCAAUUUAUGAGGAAUUUGCCUCUACAUCCAUGGAUCUUGAUGACUUCCACAAGUUUUAACAUUGGUCUAACGACUGACAAAAACUCGAGCAGAGUGCUGAGGCCUCCUGGUGGUAGCCAUUCUGAUAUUUUUGGCUUAAGAGAUGUACAAAAUGAAAUAGCAACCCCUAGUAAGAAGAGGGUCACUCCUCAAUCAACAAUAGGAGGUUGCUUUCAAAUGGCGGAUGAAGUGGAUAAAGCUAAAUGUGCUAAAGAGGAACUCGAACCAGCAAAAGGAGAACAAGUAGAAGAUCCGCAGAAACGAACAGAUAAUGGAAUAGAUGAAAACAAGGCUCCAAAGCAAGAAGAACUAAAGACUGAACAAGAAAUUCCAAAGAUGAAAAAACUGGAAGAUCCGAUCCCUGUUUCUAAAAGAGGGCGGGUCCCUCCAGGUGGAUUUUCUUCUGGCCUUUGUAUGAUUUCCGCAAAUCGAAACAUUGACCUUACCCGCAAGAGCUCAAUAAAGGUAUUUCCUAGUGGGCGCAGUGCUGAUUUUUUUGCGAUACGAAAUAAAGAACUAAUCCCUAGAAAGAAGAAAGUGGAUAAUGCGCCCCAAUCUACAAUAGCAGAUUGCUUCCAGAUGGAAGAUAAGAGAAGUGAACCUAAACAAGUAAAGAAAUAAAUUUUAAAUACAAAUGGAGUAGGUGGACAAGAACAGGACGCGAUUUUUGUUAAGUGAUGUCCUUCCACGUCAAUUAAAACUUGUUCAGGUUUUCGUUAAAAAAUCUAAUAUUUAAUAAUUUAUCAGUUACAAAAACUAUUUGUGUUUACUUGUUCUAUUUGCUGUUAGUUGUUCUAUUUACAUAACAAAUGUGCUAGAAAGUGUUGUAAUAUACAUAUUAAAUCCA
Messenger RNA from Anthonomus grandis grandis, 982 nucleotides. RefSeq lists its product as uncharacterized. The record is from RefSeq and is a predicted model, not a curated record. Lineage: Eukaryota; Metazoa; Arthropoda; Insecta; Coleoptera; Curculionidae. The transcript is spliced from 3 exons. Bases 103 to 756 code for a protein of 217 amino acids. Gene Ontology annotation, cellular component: nucleus.